This is a messenger RNA of Paramecium tetraurelia, 3531 nucleotides long. RefSeq lists its product as uncharacterized. Gene Ontology annotation, molecular function: calcium ion binding; monoatomic ion channel activity. Gene Ontology annotation, biological process: monoatomic ion transport; transmembrane transport. The transcript has 3 exons. Gene Ontology annotation, cellular component: membrane. NCBI's taxonomy places the organism in Eukaryota, Ciliophora, Oligohymenophorea, Peniculida, Parameciidae. The record is from RefSeq and is a predicted model, not a curated record.
AUGAAAAAAGACAAAAGGAGUGACAAAAAAAAAACAUCUUAAGCUUCUCUUUAUAGAUCUUCGAUCACAAUUACUGACAUUCCAGAUAAUCUAAUGGAAAAGAAUGAUAUAUUGGCAGAAGAAAUAUAGAAAACUGUAAAAACUCUCACAUACUCAUAAAGAAUUGCUAAAGCUGAAAGACAUAUCUAUGAUGCAUAUUAUUUAAGAACCAUACGCAAUGAUAUAGAUGAAACUAAUAAGAAAUUUCUAAAAAUAUUAUGGAUAAUUGAAAAUCAGUAAUUUUGGAUUUAAUUCCAAUUCCUAUUAACCUUGAUCUAUUAAUUGAUGACUUUCUUUGAAUCAUCAGCAACAGAUGGAUUAGAAGGAUUCAUAUUGGCAUUUUUUGGAUUAGACACUAUAAUCACUGUGAUAUUGUUGAAAACUAAGAAGAAAGGAGGAUUAGGAUUCAAGUUUAAUUUAAAGAGACAACUUAAAAUUUUCUUCUUCUGCAUGUGUUUACUUGACUUCUUUGUGCAUCUUGGCGAUCCGACUAUUGUCAGAUUCAGUAGACUCCUGAGAGCCUUCUUGAUGCCUCUAUACUCUAAAGAUUUAAGAAGAACCUUAAAAGGGAUUUUGAAAGCAAGUCGAGAUUUAUUUUUAUUGAUUGCGUUGUACUUAUUCAUAAUUUCAAUAUUUUCUUUUGUGGGCAUAAACCUGAUUGGAGAAUUGGAUAAUGUUGAUAAGACAACCUAAGAUUAUGGGAACUUCUUAAAGCUGUUCUCAAUGCUCUUAAUGACUGCUACUCUUGACUUUUAUCCUGAUAUUCUAAUACCUCCAAUGAUGUAAGGAACCUAUUAUGCAUUAUUCUUCAUUAUUUACUUGCUGUUGUUUAUAUUUCUAUUUGCACCCAUUCCAUUGGCAGUCGUUUAUGAGGGGUUUAGAAACCAUAGAAUGGAAAUUGCUAUUAGUGACAUCAUCAAGUAAAAGUCAUCCAUGAUGGCCAGCUUUAUCUCACUAGAUUUUGAUGAUCAAGGAUACAUAUCUGAAACCUAAUUUAAGGAUUUCAUUAGAGGUUUUUAUAGAAAUCAAUUGUCUGAAAAUAAAUUAUUGCAAUUAUUUGGAGAAAUUGACAAAGAUUUCAAUGAUAAAGUGUAAUUCGAUGAAUUCUACUAAUUAUUAAAAGUCUUGCAAGAUGGAACUAGGUUCACUCUACCUUCAGCCAAACCUUUGGAGUGUUGGGAAAGAUUAAGGGCUUAUUUUAAUAAAAGAGGACUCUAGAGAUUUAUCGAAGGCAGUUUUUUUGGGACCUCCAUGUUGGUAGUGACAAUCACCAAUUGUAUUCUAAUUAUUGCAGCCUUCUUUAUUGAAGACCUUAGUGUGUUAGAUAUAUUCAAUUCUUUAGACACAAUAUUUUUGGUACUUUAUUCAAUGGAAUGUCUAGUUAAAAUUGUUGCCCUUGGAAUUGGAGAAUAUUUUAAUGAGGGGUGGAAUGUCUUUGACAUCUCACUGGUAAUCCUUUAAAUUAUUUUUGAUUAUAUCCUAUUUAAAGUUGUAACUGGGAACAUAGUACAAUCAAUUAAGGCAAAUAGAAUAUUGAGAUUAGCUAAGAUUCAGAAGGUGUUUCGGUUGUUUAGAGCAUUUAGAUCCGUUAAAAUCAUCAGUUUUUUACUCAAAGGAGUAGAAUUUUUAGAUGUUGUGAGAAGACUAUUAUAUAAAAUCUUAUUCUGCAUUCCCAUAAUUUUUAGGUUAAUGAUGCCAGUAUAAAUGGUGUUUUUUAUUUAUGCUACCAUUGGUAUUUAUGUAUAUGGAGAUGUUGAAACAGUGGCAGAUAAUCCAUAUGCCAAUUCAAAAUGUGAUCCAAAUCAAUUCCAAUACUCAUGGGGAGAUUGCAAAUAUGCCGAUUUUAAAUCAUUCGCUGGAGCCUAUCUAAUGAUGCUUCAAUUUUUCAUUGCUGCCGAAUGGAAUUAGGUUGUUUUUGAAUUAACUUAUGAUACUGGUAAUAUGUUUUCAGCUAUGGUUUUUAUUGGUUCCUUUGAAUUUUUAUCUAUAUUUUUAUUAGCCUUAAUUAGUGGACUUGUUUGGGAAGUAUUUACAAUUGUGUCUUUAUCAAUCAAAUAAGAAGAUGAAUAAGUAGAAAAUGAAAUUGAAAUUUCAAAUGAUGCUUAAUUGGAUACAAAAAUAAAUGGGAUUUCAGGGGUUACUUAGUUAAAAAAGAAAACGAGGAUUUUAAAUGAUGACAAUCCUGAUGUUAUUUAAUUUCAAUCAAACGAUAAGCGAGAUUUAAAAGAGGGCAAUCCAGCUUUCAGAACCAUUUCGGAACAAUUUUAAUAGGACACUUUUAAUGAAAACAACUUACAAACUAGGGAAAAUUCUUAAGUCAGAAUCGUACAAAUCGCACAUUCCAAAACUCUUAUUAGAAUCAAGACACCUGAAUACAAACCUUUUGAUGUUGGUGCUUUAUACAAACAACAUUUCAAAGAUUAUCAGACUUUCUUAGAAUUUAAGUAAAGUAAUGAUGGUUUUGAUGUGCAACAUGUAACAACAGAAUACAUGAAUCAUCUAAGGAAUGAAAUAAAGAAGGAUGAAAUAUUCCAUAAAAAAUACAUCAACAUUUCAAAUCAUCAUUUGCUUAUUUAAAAUGCUGUGCUUAGGGAUGCCUCUGAAGUUUACAUUAAAAAAUAAGAAGAUGAUUUUUUUAAGACUUCAUAUAGAGAGAAAUUUGAAAGGAUCUAAGAAUUGAAAUUCCAAAGUAAAUUUAAGAUUGAAAGCAAAAUAUUAUUCUCCUUAAUGGGAAUUCUGAAAUUUCCAAAACCUAAUAUCAAAUAUUACUUUUAAAUACUUUAUCUCAUUGAAAACUAUUUCACAUAUUAAUUAUUACCUGAAAGCUCUUUCUUCAAAUUAUUACAUCAAAUUAAUAAUAAAUGGUAUUUAAUUAGUAUUGAGGACACUCAAAUAUGUUUUAACAGAUUGCAUUCAGGUCCCUGGGAUCAUUCGGAUACCCUAUUUACAACAAGCAAUCUCUAAAUUUGUGAAAAUCUAAGAAGUUUUAUAGACUAGGACACUUAUGAAAGCAGAACUACAGUGGAAGACUUCAAAUUAAGCUUAAGCAAACUAGCCAAGAACUUUGAGAUGGAUAUCUCUUCAGUAGAUGUCAAUAGCAGUUGCAUUCUCUAUCAAAUUACUAAUGACUAAUAUGGAUACGAUACUAAUUCAAUUAAACUAAAAAGGAAUCAAGAUGAGAUAUCUCCAGAUUAAAAAUUUGUUGUCUUGGAAUCCCAAAGAAACAUAGGUACUAAAACUUGCUUCACGCAUCGUCAAGACUCUUAAAGUUCAGAUGAACAUUAACAUAUUAACAAGACUAUAAUGUUUGUUUUGUCAAAAACUUAAGCUCAAGAAAAAAGAAUCAUUUAUUAAAACUAAGUUAUGUUGGCUUAAUUUAUUUUGGAUUUGGCUGGAGUAAUUCAUAAUUAUUCGCAUAACUUCUUCUAAUAAAUUGAGGAUUUGUAUACUUUAAGACUAAAAUAGAAAGGUAAAGGUAUAAAAAGAAUGUGA